AAGAGGGCUAGUAAAAAGUGGGUAUUCUGCUCUGGAGUUUGAACAGCUGAAAUGAUCUGGAAACGUAACUCAAUGCCUCAAGGAAUAACGCAAAAAAGGGGGAGCUAAAACAAAUACAAACCAGUCGAUCUAUUUUUUUUUUUUUUAAUUUAUUUACAAGCAAAAAAUAAACAAUAUGAGGCACGCGUCAGCAUCUAAUGAAACUAUGGAAAACUCUCUCAACAUGACAGACUUACUGAAAAUGUGCACACAGUGUGAGCGGCUUAGUAAAAAGGACGUUGGAGUGCGAAUACCCAGACCGCUGGGAAAUGGACCAAGUCGAUUCAUACCAGAAAAAGAGAUACUUCAAGUCAGUAAAUUGGAUGAAAGAACACAGUCGAUUUUUGAGGGCGCCUUUGCGGUGCUCGGUCGCCUCGACAACAUCUCCCUGGUGAUGGGGUUCCAUCCUCAAUAUCUGGAGAGCUUUCUAAAGACACAGCAUUACCUGCUUCAGAUGGACGGUCCUUUGUCUCUGCACUGCAGACAUUACAUAGGCAUAAUGGCUGCUGCCAGGCACCAGUGUACGUUUCUGGUCAACCUCCACGUGAACGACUUCCUGCAGGUUGGGGGCGAUCCCAAGUGGUUGAAUGGUUUGGAAGAAGCCCCACAGAAGCUGCAGGCCCUUGGGGAGCUCAAUAAGAUCCUGGCCCACCGCCCCUGGCUGCUCACCAAAGAACACAUUGAGAGUCUACUGAAGGCAGAGGAGCACAGUUGGUCCCUGGCUGAACUGAUCCAUGUUGUGGUGCUGCUCACACACUAUCACUCUCUAGCCUCCUUUACUUUCGGUUGCGGCAUCACCCCUGACAUCCACACAGAUGGAGGACAUACGUUCAGGCCGCCCUCACUCAGCAGCUACUGCGUUUGUGACAUUGUCAAUGGGAAUGGGUCCCUGGAGGAGAUGUUGGGGAACCAGCAGGUGUCAGAAAUGUCUGGCGAGGUAGAGGUGCUGAUGGAGAGGAUGAAGCAGCUCCAGGAAUGUUGUGACGAAGAGGAGGCCAGUCAAGAGGAAAUGGCCACUCGUUUUGAGAGAGAGAAGAUGGAGAGCAUGCUGGUGGUUACCUCUGAGGAUGAGGAGUGUGUACCAUCCAGGGAUGUGUCACGACACUUUGAAGACCCUAGUUACGGCUACAAAAACUUCUCCAGGAGAGGAGAACAUGUGCCCACCCUCAGAGUGCAGGACUAUAGUUGGGAGGAUCAUGGAUUUUCCCUUGUGAACCGGCUGUAUCCAGAUUUUGGACAGCUUCUUGAUGAAAAGUUCCAGAUUGCUUACAAUCUGACAUAUAACACAAUGGCGACACACCAGGGUGUGGACACUUCCAUGCUGCGUAGAGCGAUCUGGAACUAUAUCCACUGCAUGUUUGGCAUUCGUUACGACGAUUAUGACUAUGGCGAAAUUAACCAACUGCUAGACCGCGGUUUUAAAGUCUACAUCAAAACUAUGGUGUGCAGUCCAGAGAAGAUCACCAAAAGGAUGUAUGAGAGCUUCUGGAGGCAGUUCCAGCACUCUGAAAAAGUCCACGUUAAUUUGCUUCUUAUGGAAGCACGCAUGCAGGCGGAACUGCUCUACGCUCUGAGAGCGAUCACUCGCUUCAUGACAUGAAGUGCUGUUCUUGUCGAAUUUAUUUGUUAUUUUUUUUACUGUUGUUGAUGUUGCUAUUGUGGGACAUUUCAAUAAAGCUAAAAACAACAAAAAAAAAAAAAAGAAAAAGAGGAAAAACAAAACUGAGGAAGAAGAAUGAACGAUGAUGACAAGGAGGAACGGAUUCUGGUUGUUUUGUACAAGAAGGAAAAAAAAUAAACCGUCAACUGAA
This is a messenger RNA of Myxocyprinus asiaticus (Chinese sucker), 1850 nucleotides long. RefSeq names its product sestrin-1-like. Gene Ontology annotation, cellular component: nucleus. Gene Ontology annotation, molecular function: oxidoreductase activity, acting on peroxide as acceptor; L-leucine binding. The record is from RefSeq and is a predicted model, not a curated record. NCBI's taxonomy places the organism in Eukaryota, Metazoa, Chordata, Actinopteri, Cypriniformes, Catostomidae. Gene Ontology annotation, biological process: cellular response to leucine starvation; cellular response to L-leucine; negative regulation of TORC1 signaling.